Molecule: messenger RNA, 204 nt
Organism: Gongylonema pulchrum
Lineage: Eukaryota; Metazoa; Nematoda; Chromadorea; Rhabditida; Gongylonematidae
Source: the annotation of a GenBank genome assembly
AUGGGUGGUGAUGCUAAACAUGAUACCAAUGCAUCAGGCGGUCAAGUUAAAUCGAACAAAAUGGGCCUGUUGGGUGCCAUAAGCUAUAUUAUUGGCAAUAUCGUUGGUGCUGGUCUCUUCGUCACACCAACUUCGGUACUCGAACAAGUCGACACGGUAUUUUUUGGCAAAAAUUUGAGAUUUAAUCAACAAUCGAAUUUUUGA